GCCAAGGCAUUCGCAUGCUUAUGCUUGCCUCCUUGAUCGAAACAAUUCCUGCUCGUCCUUGGAGUGCAGCAUUCUCCUUCUCCCCCCAUAUCAAACAUCGGGAGAGCCCACUGAUUGACGUCUCGCUGGUCAGAAUCAUGUCUGCUUCGCCGGAUCAGCAAGGUACCCGGCAAGGCCUCCGAGUCAUCCACGCCGGCCUCUACCGCACGGGGACAAUGUCAAUUGCCCGCGCCUACGAGCGGCUGGGAUACAAGACGCAUCAUGUGUCCACUGUCAACCCAGUCAAGACGCCCUGGGUCUCAGUCGAGCACGCCGCCGAAGCAACAUGGCCCUCGAUCCCGGGCCUCGACCCCAGCCGGCCCAGACCACGAUACACGCGCGCCGACUGGGACGCCGCGUGGGGCGAGUACGACAUCGUCACGGACCUCGUCUCGCCUUUCGCGCCCCAGCUCAUCGAGGCGUACCCCGACGCCAAGGUCGUCGUCGUGCAGCGCGACUUCGACCCCUGGUGGGCGAGCAUGCAGGGCACCAUCUUCAUGUUCCUCGACGAGCCCGACGCCGCCAUCAAGCGCUUCGUCGGCGGCGUCCUGCUCGGCAUCAGGGGGGGACACGCCAUGCGCAAGAUCCUCCUCGGCUUCUUCGGCGUGGAGCGCAAGGAGGACAUCACGGAGGUAGUGGCGCGGGCCAAGUACGACGAGUACUAUGCGCAGAUCCGCAAGAUGGUGCCGCCGGAGCGGCGGCUCGAGUACAGGCUCGGCGAUGGCUGGGAGCCGCUGUGUGCGUUCUUGGGCAAGGAUGUGCCUGACGAGCCGUUUCCUCGCUUGAACGACACGGUGGCGUUUGGCCUGCUCGCACAAGAGGCGGGCAAGCAGAUAAUACAGACUCGGAUCAAGGAAAAUGCACCACGGCUGCUUCUUGUUGUGGUCGUGCUUGUUGCUUGGUUCAUGUAUAGGCGAAGCACUUUGUAGAGAGUUGCUGUUUUGAGCCACAUGUUACGCCGAAGCGAUAGUGUCGUAUAGUUGUGGAAGUUUGGUACAGUUCAAGCAUAGAGCCGAAGCCCUCCGCGG
Molecule: messenger RNA, 1067 nt
Organism: Microdochium trichocladiopsis
Lineage: Eukaryota; Fungi; Ascomycota; Sordariomycetes; Xylariales; Microdochiaceae
Exons: 1
Coding region: 15-968 (317 amino acids)
Source: RefSeq, a predicted model, not a curated record